This is a messenger RNA of Oryza brachyantha (malo sina), 1679 nucleotides long. Its product is annotated as MEIOTIC F-BOX protein MOF-like. Gene Ontology annotation, molecular function: protein binding. The transcript has 3 exons. Lineage: Eukaryota; Viridiplantae; Streptophyta; Magnoliopsida; Poales; Poaceae. The record is from RefSeq and is a predicted model, not a curated record. The coding region runs from base 23 to 1459 and encodes 478 amino acids.
UUCCGGAGAACCCUAUGGAGUAAUGGAGGGGAUCCACCAGACGUCGACGACCGCCGCCGCCGCGGCGGCGGCGUCUGAGCCCCCGAGCAAGCGCCCCCGCGGCGCCGGCGAUGGCGGCGGCGCCGGUUCCGCGGCCGCCGUCAAGGGGAAGGAGGAGGAGGACAGGCUCGGCAACCUGCCGGACUGCCUCCUGGAGGACAUCCUCGCGCAUCUCACGUCCCGGCAGGCCGUGCAGACGGGCUUGCUGUCGCGGCGGUGGCGGAACCUCUGGCGCGGCGUGCGGGCCGUCGACAUCGACGUGCGGGAGCUCCGCGUCGAGGGCCCCAACGGCCCGUACUUCGACCGGGACCGCAUCGAGGACCUCGCCGACGCCAUCCUGUCGCCGGGGCCGCUCCCGGGCGCCGCGCGGGAGCUGGACGCCCUCCGGUUGCACCUGCACGAGGACGCCCUGGCCGCCAACUUCCAGAGGUGGAUCCGCCGCGCCCUCCGCCGCCGCCCCGCGUCGAUCGACAUCACCUACGUCGUCCGCACCUGCAUCAGCUGGCCGCCCCCCGUGACCCUGACCCCGCCCGCCGCCGCCAGCCGGAUCAAGACCCUGCGCCUCUACGGCCUCCGCCCGACGAUUGCCUUCGGGGCCCUCGAGUUCCCUGCCCUCGAGGACCUCCACAUCGAGAAGUGCGCGUACCCCCACGGCUCCAUCGCCUUGCCAACGCUCAAGAGAUUCGCCCUCAUCUCCCCCAUCAACGGCAGCUUCAUCCGUGAGCAGCACCUCACGGCUCCCCGCCUCACCUCACUGCGCCUCGUCCUCCCGUACAACCGCGUCCAUGGUGGGGUUAGAGUGCUCGCCGACGCGCCGCUCGUGUCGCUCGUCGACGCGUCGAUCAGCAUAUUCGACACCGAUCCCGUGGACCAGAGGAACCGACGGCCGAACCAAAUCCAGGUUGAUUUCUUCGUUUCCGUCAGCAACCUGAUCGGCCGCCUCACCAGCGCCAGUAAUCUCGACCUGUCCGGGUUCCCUGCAAUGGCACUCUUGGACACUAAAUCCCAAGAAAUGUCAAUGUUCCCCCAUCUGACAUCCUUGCUCCUCGACGAGUGCGACAUCGGAAACAAGUACCAUGUGUUGAAUAGCAUCCUGCAGAACGCCCAAAAUCUGGAGCAGCUUAAACUGCACAAUUGCAAGUUUGUAGGUAAAUCGAGGAGGAAGAUGGGGAAACCCAAGUCGAAGGAGAAAACUUCCAGAUGCUCUAGCUCAACAUCGCCAUCUUUCGUGUGCAACAGCUUGAAGUCAGUGGAAAUCAAGUAUCCGCGCGAUGACGUUCCUUCUCAUGACUUUUUAUAUGAAUUUCAAAAGGAAACACCAGCCAAUCAAUGGAGGAAGAGAUCGAUCGACAACGAGGAGACGGCUUUAGUCGAGCUUCAGAGAAAGUGGAACAAAGGAGAUGCAAAAUAUGAGGCAUAGUUUUAUUUUUAUGUGAAACAGUUUGACCAAUUUAGUUUGACUUCAUAUAUAAAUCAUAUAUAGGUAGAUCUUAACUACCAUUAUCUAGUUGCAUUGUCAAAUGUCAAGCGAUGUUAUUUAAAAAGAAAAGGUAAAGCGAUCGAAUGUUAGCACCCAUGCUUUGUUACUACAGCACAUUGGGGUUGGGGUUCAAAUCCUAUGCAGAAUUACCUCCACGGUA